This is a messenger RNA of Mya arenaria, 1868 nucleotides long. RefSeq names its product receptor-type tyrosine-protein phosphatase kappa-like. The coding region runs from base 393 to 1868 and encodes 491 amino acids. Lineage: Eukaryota; Metazoa; Mollusca; Bivalvia; Myida; Myidae. Gene Ontology annotation, molecular function: protein tyrosine phosphatase activity. Gene Ontology annotation, biological process: protein dephosphorylation. The record is from RefSeq and is a predicted model, not a curated record. The transcript is spliced from 12 exons.
UUUGCGUCGAUUCUGAUUGCAAACUAUGUACAAAUACGUCGUAUUUUGCAAAUGAUGAUUAUUGCUGCUUGUGCAACCUUGAUAAUUGUGUUUCUUGUGAAAAGACUCUGUAUACCAUAAAUUGCAAAACAUGUAAACUUGAAUAUUUUCCUGACAAUAAUGGACAGUGUGAAAAAUGCAAUUUACAAUGCGUCGCAAAUGAGUGUGAUUCGUCAUCGGGAAGAUGUCUUCACGGUUGCUCAAAUGGAUAUUGGAAUGAUUCCUGUGAAAAAGAGUGUCAUACAGAUUGCUUAUCUUGCAAUCAAGCACAUGGAUCGUGUUUACAAUGAAAGAACAAUACAAAAUAUGGACCUGAUUGAAGACUGGAUUGUAGCACAAACUGUAAAAAUUCCAUGUGUAACAUAAGUGGCAAUUGUACAUACGGAUGCAUUUUAAAUAUGUAUGGAAACCAAUGUGAUAACAUGUGUAAAGAAUAUUGUACACCUAAGGACAAUAAAACACUUUGUUCUGAAAAGACAGGAAUGUGUUUAUACGGCUGCGACACUGGCUUCAGGGGACUAUUUUGUCCUAAAGUCAUUGAAACAGUAGCGGAAACACAAACAUCGUCAACUGCAGCACUUGGAGGAGGAAUCGGUGUAGGAGUUGUAGCUCUUGCUGCCAUUGUUGUUGUUGGACUCAUUUUGCUGAGAAGAAGAAGAGUCAAUAUGAGCAACAGAAGAAAAACACCUGAAAAAGAACCUGAGAACCUUUCCGCCCUGUACGCAACGGUGAACAAACGAAGAGCAUCCCACGUAGAGAACGCCAAUGACGAUUCCGACAAUUCGCACUCUGUUACCUUCAUAGAAAACCACAAUUACCAGAGUCCACCACCGAAGAGGUCUGUCAAAGAAAGGACUCCUAUCUUUUCAGAAGACAAUCUUGAAACUGACGAAGAUGAUGCAUCUGCAAGGGAAAUUGCAGUCAAAUUUGAGGAAAAUGGUGGUGUUUAUUAUAACAACGCUAACGAAGUCAGCAAAUUCAAAAUACAUGUUGCAGAUCUACAAGAAUAUGUGCAAAAUCUAUCUUCGACGCACACAGAAGAAGAAUUUCAGAAAAUUCCAUAUGGUUUUGUGAAAGCAUAUGAAGUUUCACAAACCAAACUCAACAUGCACAAAAAUAGGUACAGAGGAAUUUACCCGUAUGAUGAUACGCGAGUCUUAGUUCGUGGUGGAGCAACAGACUACAUUAAUGCAAGCUAUAUAGACGGAUUCAGAAAGCGGAAGGCAUAUAUUGCUAUCUUGGGUCCAAUGGCUAAGCAGCUUGGCGAUUUUGGCCAAUUCUGGCAAAUGGUCUGGCAACAGAAAGUGGAGAAGAUUGUCAUGUUGACACAAUUGGUAGAGGGUAAGAAAACCAAAUGCGAGCGGUAUUGGCCGGAUCAUAAUCAAAGCAGAAUAUACGGCAAUGUAGAGGUUGUGUGCAAGGAUAAAAACAAAUACGCAGAUUAUAAUUGGAGGCAACUUACGCUUUCAAUGAACUCCAAAGAAAGACGUCUAUAUCAUCUGCAGUUCACGAGCUGGCUAGACAAGGACAUCCCUGAUGACGUCACGUCAAUUAUAGAGUUUAGACAGAGGGUAAACGCCUUGUCGUGUACCUCUACUGGACCAAUAAUUGUACAUUGCAGCGUAAAAAAAGUAGAUCAAGUCAAAUAUAGACUAUACGAAAACCAUUCCCUAUAUGAGAUAGAAACAGCUGAUUACAUUGACACACGCGGAGAUCAGCGGUUACAGCGACCAUUAAACCCGACGCAACAAAGUGAACAGCGCGAACAAUACAGAAACUCUCCUUCAAACGACCCUCCGCGCCAUUUCCCUCCAGUGCCUGGUCAAUGA